Molecule: messenger RNA, 980 nt
Organism: Budorcas taxicolor (takin)
Lineage: Eukaryota; Metazoa; Chordata; Mammalia; Artiodactyla; Bovidae
Gene: TIPRL
Product: TOR signaling pathway regulator
Exons: 7
Coding region: 82-900 (272 amino acids)
Biological process (GO): TOR signaling
Cellular component (GO): cytosol
Source: RefSeq, a predicted model, not a curated record
GGGACCGGUAUCUGCCGCCGCUGCCGCUGCCGCCGGUGCUCCAACCUGUUCCGUGUGGCCCACGCUGGCCUUGCCGCGGCCAUGAUGAUCCACGGCUUCCAGAGCAGCCACCAGGACUUCUCCUUCGGGCCGUGGAAGCUAACGGCGUCCAAGACCCACAUCAUGAAGUCGGCGGAUGUGGAGAAGUUAGCUGAUGAAUUGCAUAUGCCAUCUCUCCCUGAAAUGAUGUUUGGAGACAAUGUUUUAAGAAUCCAGCAUGGCUCUGGCUUUGGAAUUGAGUUCAAUGCUACAGAUGCAUUAAGAUGUGUGAACAACUACCAAGGAAUGCUUAAAGUAGCCUGUGCUGAAGAGUGGCAGGAAAGCAGGACGGAGGGUGAACACUCUAAAGAGGUUAUUAAACCAUAUGAUUGGACCUAUACAACGGAUUAUAAGGGAACAUUACUUGGAGAAUCACUUAAGUUAAAGGUUGUACCUACAACAGAUCAUAUAGAUACAGAGAAACUGAAAGCCAGAGAACAGAUUAAGUUUUUCGAAGAAGUUCUCCUAUUUGAGGAUGAACUUCAUGAUCAUGGAGUUUCAAGCCUGAGUGUGAAAAUUAGAGUAAUGCCUUCUAGCUUUUUCUUGCUGUUGCGAUUUUUCUUGAGAAUUGAUGGGGUGCUUAUUAGAAUGAAUGACACAAGACUUUACCAUGAGGCUGACAAGACCUACAUGUUACGAGAAUAUACAUCACGAGAGAGCAAAAUUGCUAAUUUAAUGCAUGUUUCACCUUCCCUCUUCACGGAACCUAAUGAAAUAUCACAGUAUUUACCAAUAAAGGAGGCAGUUUGUGAGAAGCUAAUAUUUCCAGAAAGAAUUGAUCCUAACCCUGCAGGCUCAAAAGAAUGUACACCUGUGGAAUAGAAUGUGUUAUGACAUAUAUUCACUGUGGAAUCUGACUGGCUAUUUGGAGGGGGGUAUUUUUAUUUUGAGAAUUAAUUGCC